AUGGCGUCGCUGUCGAUCGCUUCACUGAUUUCUUUCUUCUCGGAAGAAAAGAAGUCUAUCAGAAAAGGAGAAAACCACUACAAAUCAGAUCAUGUGAAGUCACUUUUGUAUCAACAAGGUGUUUUACGCGGGGAAGUGCAGGCAAGCAUGAAAAAGAAGGUCUAUAAAGUCACGGUGAAUUAACUCAAACUUAGCUAACAUCUUCUAUUAAAAUCACUCAACAGAGCUCAAGAUUUAGUCCGAUUUACAGUUCUGUUUUAGGUAGAUUUGUUUGGUUCUUUCACUUCUUUGCAUGAUUAGAGAUGGUAAAGGCGAUCUUAGCCGCCAAAUUCCUACUUACCAUAUUUUCAAACGUAAUGGCAACUGAACAAACAUUUUUGUAGUGAUUUGUUUACUUCAUAGCGUGGUUUUAACGCAGCACAUAGUUGUUAUCAUUUGGAACCACCUGAAUCCAAUUCAUUGGUAUGAUGUUCUUUCCUUGUUUUCUUUUCCUAGAUUUACUUGGAUGAGCAACACGAAAUUAAGUUGUCUGACUGUGAAUGCCCAAGAGGAGCAUUUAAGUGUAGCCAUGCAGCUGCACUCUUUAUACACGGCAUCCAUAAUCUAAGCAGAACUGACGUUGAGUGUCAGUGGAGGAAAAGGAUAUCGAACACAUCGCUCUCAGCUCAAGCUGUGACAGAAAUGUUCCCUCCACCUUAG
Molecule: messenger RNA, 699 nt
Organism: Pocillopora meandrina
Lineage: Eukaryota; Metazoa; Cnidaria; Anthozoa; Scleractinia; Pocilloporidae
Source: the annotation of a GenBank genome assembly